Messenger RNA from Porites lobata, 13004 nucleotides. NCBI's taxonomy places the organism in Eukaryota, Metazoa, Cnidaria, Anthozoa, Scleractinia, Poritidae. The record is from the annotation of a GenBank genome assembly.
AUGAGUGUUAAGAUCUACAGAUGGUUAAAGAUAAAGAAAGUCCGGAAAGAUGAUGCCGGCCUAUACACCUGUGUUGUCAUGAACAAGUGUGGCGAGAAGAGAUCUGUUUCGAUGCACCUUUAUGUACGCGAACGUAAGUACCUCAUCAUAGUCAGAUCACUAAAUGGACAAUCUUAUGCCUCUUGUUUUGGGGCAAACACAAGUGUGAUCUUUAUUCAGACACUAAAUUAACCCAGCGUAAUCAGCAUCAAAAUUCUCCUUGUAAUAUCAAUGCUUAUUAAAACAGAGUGGUCGUGAGAAUUACAGACAUCAUGACGCAAGAUGAAUGUGCUUUAUAUAUUAUCAACUAACCCUCUACUUCUGUAGGAAAUGAAUAGGGGCAACAAAUGAGAAUUCAAUUUUGAUCUUAGGGUUUAAAGGGUUAAGAGGAAGCUUUAAAGUGAUCUGUCCGUUCUUAGUCUUCUUACCCCGAUCUGGCUGUUAUCGAAAAAGAUAAAGGUGGGGGGUGGGAUGGGGGUGGGGAUGGGGGCGCAAUUUAAUUUAACAGUCCCUCUUUAUCUUUUGUAGUAAUAAAUUUUAUGAAUUAACUGACUGCGAUAAUUAUUCUUGGUUUGCUUUUAUAAUUUAAUUUAACAGUCCCUCUUUAUCUUUUGUAGUAAUAAAUUUUAUGAUAAUUAUUCUUUAUUUUUGCUUUUAUAGUGCCUACACGCGAUCCGAACAAGAAUUUAACGCCAGGUAAGAUUGAGAUGUUAGAGCACAGUUUUCCUUGAUUUGAGAUCUUAAGCGUGGAAAGAAACUUGACGAAUAAACUCUUAUGGAAUAUUUCUGUAAUAUGUUAAACACGAGGAGUGUUACCUCUGAUAUCCAAACAGAGAGAAAUUAAUCCGUUUAUACCUACCAAACAUUCACCCGCUUUAUAGUGGAACCAGUUUUGAAUGGCACGCUUAUGAAGACAAUGGGCCUAAAGAAAGGAGAUCUGGAACCAAUAAUUAUACUGGGGUUUGGGACGGCCGGAAAAUUCGAAAAUUCUCGGAAAAUCUGAACGCUCGCCGAGAGUGUCGAGGCUCUCGGCGUCACACCUAUAAGUAUCUGCUAUUUGGUUUUAACGGAAGUGGAGACUCAGAUUUUAAAUGGAAGUGCCCAAGUGCGACUUGCAGGUGAAUCUAAUUUGUCCUUUUAAGGGGAACAGAUUCAAAAGGUCGAUGCAAAAUCUGUUUACAUUCCGCUGCGCUCACUUACGAGAUAUCAACUUUGUUAAACACUUCUAGAUAAUUUCGUGCCCAUGUAUCAAGGAAAUUACUUAUGUAUUUUCCUAUUUUCAAGCUGCCUUCACGGGGAUAACUAUCUCUGUUUUCUUAUUAUUGAAGAGGAUAUUGAGAAACAAAUGUCAACUACAUUCGAAUCUCCACGAGCGACCACCUCCCAUAAGCGACCUCCUAUCUACAUAAACUGACACCAAAACUUUUGCAGUGAAAGCAUUUAGUUGGAACCUCUCGUCAUUCUGUAUGCAACCACGACAUCUUUUCGGGGCUUACGGUUUAAUAAUUUUCGAUUGUUUCCUAUAGGCGAAUCUUUGCUGACGUCACUGUUGACAUUUUUCCUCAUUAGCAUACGACUUAACUCACAGAAGCCGUGGCCGCACAUAUGAACCAAAUGCAAAACUAAGAGCUGAUUAAGUUGAGCAAUUUGUGCAAUUUUCAGCUCUUUGCAAGCAAUAUUGAAAGAAAUAUCAGCAAUCAAAAACUGCGAAAUUGCUGGGUAGCAAAAAAGUUAAUGAGCCAUACAUUCUCUGUAAAAUUUCGAGUUUUCAGAAGAGAAUUUCUCGGAAACCAUUCGGUGUUUUGGGCUCAAAUUUUCAGGGAUAACUGAAACUGUUAUGCUCUUUCAAUAUUCAGAGUUUUUAUUUUAUUAGCGUCAUCAGAUAAUGAUAAGCAUAUGUUAAUGAGGCAAAAAGUGUAAACAAAGAUUCGCCUAUAAGCGACCAUUUGACGCAUGAUCUGAUCUCUAUGAUAUGUUUGCUGUAUGUAUAUGCUACUUACAGUAUUCGAAGAACUUAAGUAACAACAUGGAACUGAGCAUAUCGUAACCUUAGAAACUGCACGCAUCUUACAUCGGACACCUUCUCCGAAGAGAACCCCUGUGGUCUUUUCUCGUUAGCGAGCACCUCUCGUAAGUGACCACUGAGUCUUUGCAGUUUGGAUGGUCGCGUACGGGAGGUUUGAGUGUAUCGUCCUUGUCUUUUUGCAGCUGCUCCGAGGUUCACCGUACCGAAACUCAAGCUUCAACAAAAGCUGAUAGCUCUACCGGUCGGAAACUCCGCGAAACUUGACUGUUCGGCCGAUGGAUACCCUCGCCCCUGGGUUGCAUGGUACAAGAAUGGAAAACCGUUUCAAGAGAGAAGAGGUAGCUCUCUGUACUUGGAUUGGAAGUAUGUGUUGGCUUUGAAGGAUGUGGUUCCGUCAGAUACUGGGACAUACAGCUGUAAUGUCAGUAACUAUCUGGGUUGGAUAAAUCAUACAUACUACGUUGAUGUGCACGGUAAGGUCAUUGAUAUAAAACGCCUGGAAAAUGUAGCCUACGUCGCAGACGUAAGCUAACCUCGGUUCGUAACGUCUAAAAGGCAGCGCCGAGAUCCUUGUUCUGGGUCCUCAAUGGACUCAACAAAGUACCGGAAGUACGUUUCGAAUUCCCUUUCAUCGUAAUUGGCAUUUCGACAAUGGCAUUUUUAACAGGCCAAUCAUGGCGCAUACUCAAAUCCUGGUACACCGGUGGGGCCCAUAACAAGGAUUUUGGCGCUAUUUCGUAGACGGGCUUCACCAGAAGUUUAGUUCCGUGUGUGGCGCAGGCUAGGAAAAUGAUGAAAGAGACGUUUGUUAAUUAUUUGUUAACCUCUCUAUUCCAUUCAGCUUAGCUCUUCCUUUCUUGUUGGAAUUAGAAUUGGCCGGAGAAGUUUCAAAUUUUAAGGCCGCUUGUUGGGUUCAAAGUGGUCCCAAGUUAUUAAAAUAGUGUUCCGGAGACUGGAAAUAAAAGUAUCCCUCAGUAACGUAACAAUUCUGGGCAAUCGUUUCUAAGAGACACUCAAUGUUGCUUACACACAGACGUCUCCUGUUUCCUAGCCCUUUCUGUUUCAGUCAGCCUAGUUAGAGAUAUUUCAAGUUGUAAAGUCCCUGGAGACUGAGACUACAAAUUUAUUCUUGAAUGACAACACAGAACUUUCACAAUUCUUUCCGUAGCUUACGUACAGACGUCCCCUGUUUUAGGUAAUAGGCUGAUUUAGCAGCCGUAGGGGAACGUUAGUUGACGACGGCGCGGGCAAAUCAAACAACUGGCUUGACUAAUGGAGGAACGGCAAAUUGGGCACCGGAAGUCGAGUUUAGUCCUUUCCGCGCGCUUUCCCGUCGUCAAAUGACGUUCCCGUUCUGUUGCUAAAUCAGCUUAAUACUAAUAAGAGACGUCUACACACAAGCGACAUCUUCUGGCGUUGGUUGGUGGGGAGCUGAUAAGUAAUUUACGCGUAGUUAGACAAAGAAAAACGUAACCUGUCGGAAAAAAGAAAAAAAAAACGUUAUUGACAUCUUUUGUGUGAAACAAUUAUAAAUCAUCCGUCUGCUGUAUGCUCUUUGCGGUAACGCUGUAGUAUUUCUCAGUUCCUCAAUGGUUUUUUUUCAGUGAGCUGUAAACUACAAAAAGCUCUUCGUUUCAGAAUCGCGAGAGACUAAGGGUGUAAUGAGAGACCUGCGCAAAAUCUUUCGCGUUUCUCUUGCGCUUCGCCUUGACCUUAAAACCCUCGCUAUUCGCGAUAAUAAAGAGCUUAAAACAGUAAAAGGUUUGAACCCAGGAGUCAUUUCAUGAGUAGAUGAAGCAUAAUCGUCCGGGUGAGCGUAGUCCUGAAUAGGACUGUUGUUGUUGACAGUGACUGCCGUUUCGACAAAAUGUGCGGUACUCAUUUUCAGAGUCAAAGUGAGCCAGGGACGGGGAGGUUGUUUCACGUCACUUGAUGAUAUUUAACUCUGAUUGAUGAAUUAAGUCGCGAUAAUAUUGGUUAUCUGUCUGUUAAGUCGUGAUCUUAUUGGCUAUGAAGACUCUAAUUUCGAUUCGUCUUUACUCACAGUUUUUUCAAUCUUCUUUUAUAAUAUCGGCAUAUCUGUGUUCUUCCUCCGUAGAACGAAGUCGUGCUAAGCCAGUGGUCCUUUCGAUGUCAAACGCUACAGUUUUUGUCGGCGAAAACGUGACUUUGAUAUGCAAGGCAUACAGCGACGCCAUGCCUCAUUUCCAGUGGCUCCGUUGGUUUCCUUUACCUUCCAACAGCUCUGGUAAUGACACUGAUAGCAAAAAAUUUUCGUAUGAAGUCAUAAAUCAGAACCAGCAGGAUUCCAUCAAGUACCAAAGCAGUGGCAACAACAAGCACGAAUUCCAUGGAGUCCCUUUAAGUUUGGUCAACGUUACAAAGAAAGAUGAAGGAAAGUAUACGUGCAUUGUGGGGAAUGCACUCGGUUAUUCUGUAAAGCACGCUUACAUCGUCGUUCAAGAAAAACUGGGUAAGAUAGGUUCAAUGCUAAAAUGAAUACAUACCCUAAGUUAGUUCAAUGUUGUUGAUUGAUAAUUAUACCUCUUAACCCUGCUACCUGUAUUUACCUUAUUCUUGUAUUCUUGUCAUUUAUGUGCUCAAAUGACUUUGAAUUGUUUGUAAAUGGGUGUCCUGAAUGUAAUUAAUAAGCCCCAUGGUUUUCUAUAGAGGCUGCACUGCCACCAAAAAUUUGUCAUUUUUUUUUCUUGGUGUUAAUCUCAUAAAUAAAUAAAGUAUAAGAUAUGGUUCCUGCUUGUAAUGAAUCAUCCAACAAAAAGAUAACUCUUUCACGGUUAUGUAAGACUUAAUGGACAUAAAACCUGGAAGAAAAAAAAUGUAAUACACGUUAUGUUUUACUAUAUGCCUUCCCAACCGCUUCUGUUCGAAAUCGAAGUUAUCGCCUACUCAUAUUCGAGGAAUUGAGGUAUCAAAGAAAAUGCCAAAGUGAAGAAAUACUUAAACAAUUAAAUCUUAUGAACAGCACACGGCAGGAGGCAAACGAUGCAGAUGGCUAUUUUCAAGCGUGGCCUUGCGUUUAAAUCGUGACGUUUAAAAGUGAAAAACAACUCCAGUUGGUGAUCUCAGCGGCUUUAAACCAGACCUGCUCUGAAAGUGUGUUUUUAUCUCCUAAGCGUCUUGUAGAGGGCGCUUCCGCGGAGAGAAAUCUGCACACUUUGAUUCUGCGAUUGAUUUUUAUGCUUGGGGAAGACAGCAUGGCCGACCUGUAAGUGCGUUGGAUUUGCAAUCCGGAGUUCCUGAGUUCAAGUCCCGCCGGCCCUGAUUGCUAACUUGAUUUGCUCUGACUCGUUAGUCCCGUUUUCAAAUCCAAGCCCUCCUUUGUAAAAUAAUCGACUGCGGUUCGCCUUCUAUCAACUGGCCUGGGAUUGUUAACUUUGUUUUGUUUCAUGUGAAUUAUUUGUUUCAUUAUCCCUGGAAUGCUCCACAAAGGGAGAAAAUAAUUAGUUGUUCAAAUUGAAUUUAAAUUUUAACGCGCUGUAGCCUAUGUUCUCUGCUGAUAAGUAUGUAUUUGAUUUCAGAAACAACUGCGUCACCACCCGAAACAAAUGCGACCUUUGGGCAAGGUACAAAUGGAAAUCUUCGCCCACCUGCCGAAUCACCAGGACCUUUAUUAUCAUCAUCGUCAUCGAAGCGAAAAAUUCUUAUUGCAGUGUUGGUUGCUGCUAGCGUCGUGUUUAUAGUGUUGUUUGGAAUUGGCUUUUAUCUUUACCGGCGGAAGAUGAAAUUAGCUAAAGAAGGCAAAUACGGUCUUGUUAACAGUCCCAAGCCAAAUGAAAUCGCUGUGGAAUACAGGGCUCAUGACCCGUCCGUUGGCGGCUCCCUAUCGUCUUGCGGAUCAACCGCUCCAUUGAUGCGGCAGCGAAGUCUACGCUCUAGACUGGGUUCUAACCUCACUCAGGUGUCCGAAGUGGAAAUGCCUCUGGACGAAAAAUGGGAGAUCGACAGAGAGAUUAUCAGCCUACAGGAAGUUCUUGGAGAGGGCGCGUUUGGCAGAGUCAUGAAGGCUGAGGUGUUAGGAAUGCCCAAUAUGCCCUUCAGAUUCAAUGUAGCGGUUAAAAUGCUUAAAGGUAAGUUUUGUAUUCUAGUAAUCACUGGAAAAUACACUUCCGCUUUCACUGCAAAUUUUCUUAUGAUGAUCUUGUUAUAGCAUACCGCUUCUUUAAUUCUGUCCAAUACAACGAACGUGCGAUCCCGACAGAGAAUUCCUUUCCCGGCCGCGCGAACGUUCAGAUGGAUUGAACAAUGGUUUGUCCACGCAAAAGGGAGAUUAAUAGAGGUAUUAGUCUAUUGCUAGUCUAACCCAGCUCAAGCGCCGUCACACAUUCAUUGUAACCAGUGAAAUAGGCUUCUGUUGAGCAUUUGGAAUAACAAUGAACGAUGUGGCAGACCUAGAAAUUUUCACUGUCACGAAAACAAUAGCCAUUUCUUCCGAUGGCCUUAAAAGUGGAGAGAUAUGUACGCCCCACUGCGAAAGAGUGAGUUACAAUUUUUUGAUCAAGUUUCACAGUGAUAGAAACUACUUGAUACCUUUUUUUAGUGGAGAGAAAAGCAAUGACAGCAACAAGAACAAAACUAACUGUCAUGCUCAUGCAUAUUUUGAUUUCAGAGGAUGCCACAGACCAGGAACUCACAGAUCUUGUAUCAGAGAUGGAGGUUAUGAAGACCAUUGGAAAACACAAGAACAUUAUCAAUUUGAUCGGAGCCUGCACUCAAGGAGGUUAGUUGACCGAGCAAACAUUAGUUGAUGAAUCAAUUAAAACUGAAAAAUUAGUUGACCUGUGUUCGUGUGACUGCGAACAAGAUAAAAUCUAUGGUUAUCUUUCUUCUUUAACUCUUUGGCCCAAUAUAGGAACCUGUUUAUGGCAAAGGCCUCAAAGCACCAUUAUUAAAUUCUGCUCUCUUUUUCUUUAAUCAUAGUUGUUAGUUUGGUUUGGGUGCGUACAUGUUGGUCUUUUGGACUACUGUUUAACGUAACGUAAGAACAUUGCAAACCGCUUUAACAUGAAAUAUUCAGAAACCAUCCAGUGUCAGUUCACAAAAUUAGACGUUCUUUUUAAAAGUACAGUCAAUCCUCCAUGUGAGACCACCUCUCGUAAGCGACCACCUCUCAUAAGCGACCAUCUAUCCAAAACACCAAAAUUUCCAAGGCAAAGCCUUACGGUUGGAACCUCUAGUAAACGACCACCUCUGGCAAGUUAUGGCGACCCCUUUCAGGGUGACGGUUUUAUAAAUUUCCAUUGUUUCCAACCUCUAGUAAGAAACCACUAGUGAUCUCCAUACUCGCUGUACUACAAGUACCACGCUACAACAAGUAACUUACAAAAUUGUGUGCAAUAAAUUCUCUUCUUGCAAAAAGUAGAUAAUGUCUGGACCCCUUCUCGGAACGGACCCCUUGUGGAUCGACUUUCGUAAGUGACCUCUAUCUAAAUCUUGGCAUUUUGAGUGGUCGCUUACGAAAGUCUUGACUGUUGUGAAUUUUUAAAAUGUUAAACUGUUAUUGUUGCUUUUUCCCUUUAGGUCCACUGUAUGUAGUUGUAGAAUUUGCUCCAAAUGGUAACUUAAGACAGUUCUUGAGGGAAAGGAGGCCAACCAGGGAAUAUCCCACAACACUGACGCUGAUGGACCUAGUGUCCUUUUCGUAUCAGGUCUGCAGAGGAAUGGAAUAUCUUUCUUCGAGAAAGGUAUGUGUAAGCAGAUGUAGGAGUUCUUAGAUGACUGUAUGAGUGAUGUAUGCUCGAUUUAGUGGGAGCUUCGAAUUAGCUCGGGUUCGGGUUAUUAAGGUAACAUUUUAGGAAAUGUACAUGUCUGAAGAAAAUCCAGGAGAAAUCAAUUCUGUUUCGAGUUUGUGCUAGCUUCAACCGAGCUUGGAAUUUCUAGCUGUUAACUGUUUACAUCCGUGGGGGAUCCAGAUUUUGAGAUAAGAAGUUGCGGUGGGUCAAGAUGGGGGUCGAUGCAUCACGACAGACAUUAUGAUAAGCCAGACACUUUUGAAUUUUUUUUCACGGCCAGAGGAUUCAUCGGUUAAGGCCAAUUUAAAAUAACAAGUCUUACUCUUUUUUUGUUAGUGUAUUCAUCGUGAUCUUGCUGCCAGAAACAUUUUAGUUGGUGACGAUAAUACGAUGAAGAUUGCAGACUUUGGUCUGGCUAGAGAUGUGCAUCAAGUCGAUUAUUACAGAAAGACAACAGACGUAAGUAUUACAUAAUGAUGUUAACUUAAAACGCUCAAGGGUGGUAUUAUUUUUCCCACUAAAGAGAGCACAUCUAUUUAAGUUCCACUCGUACUUCUUGCAGUAGGAAAUGCAAUUUCUUAAACUGAAAACAAAACAUAAUUAUAUAUCACCAAGAUUAGUUAAAAGGAGUUAUGUCACGCUAUUUUCUUUCUUUCAAUAAAAAAACUAAAACGUUUCUUCGCAUCAAUUGAAUUCCAAAAAUAAUGGCUCAGUUUAAGACUAUAUUUGGGCAUUUCAAAUGGGUUUUAGCUAUGCUUGCAUAAAUCACCAAAAAAUUAUUAUGACGGUUUUUUCAAUGAUUUUUUGUAUUUCUUCUUCGUAACUCUACAGUAGCAUUUUGUGUAUUGGUAAUAGCAUUAAUAUAAGUCAUGACUUUGGCACAGAAUUGACCUAAAUCAGCAAUUGACGGCUCCAUAGAAAAAACUCGACUACUACCAAUAGGAGUCGAACCUCAUUCUCGUCCCCAGAGCCUCCUGGGGGCCUGAGAACGAGGACCAGGGGGCUCUGGGGACACAGGAUUUGAAGUCCUAGAUUUCAGGACUUCCGUUCAUUUCCGAUUCAAAAGUAAGUUGGAGGAUUCUCUUUUAAAAAGCUUUGAAUCACCUAAAUGUCCAGUAAUUGACACUUCUGCGAGAGUAAGUGAACGCUAUUAGAAACGUUGUAGAAAUCAGAAAUGACCGGAAGUCCUAAAAUCUAGGACUUCAAAUCCUGUGUCACCAGGGCUUCCUGGUCCUCGUGCUUAGGCCCCCAGGAGGCUCUGGGGACGAGAAUGAGUCGAACCUAUGAACAUCUGGUUACUAGAUCAGAUGCUCUACCACUGAGCUACAGAACUUGGUUCAUGUGACAACCAUCCUGCAUAUUGCUAGGACUAGAAUAUCGAUAGCUGCCUGAUGCGCAAUCAUAAAAUGAUAAAAAUGUGGUAGUGAACCUAUGACCUUCUGGUUACUAGUCUAGAUCAGUGCUUUAUCACUAAGCUACAGGAGAUUCGUUUGAGCUAAGGCCACUAAACUAGGUUCAUGUGACAAGCAUCCUGUAUACUGCUAGGACUAGAAUGUCGGUUUGUGCUUAUGCGCAAUGAUAAAGAUGUGAUAAUGAAUUUUGAGCUUGGUGAGUACACAAGAAAGAGGAUUUUUCAGUCAGUGACACAGGCUGCUCGGAAGGAAAAAUCCCCGUGACGUAGCUCCUUUAAAGAUUGGAAACUAUCACUUCCCAAACACGGGACAGGGGCUCUCUCCACUGAGCUACUCGUGUAGAGCAAUUCCAUUUACCAGGUUCAUAUACGUCCUACAUGCUGAUAGGAUCAUCAGUGUCCUCAUUUAAAACUGAGCUUCAUAUUUAACCUUUACAGCAACUAUAAUGUUGAUGAUUUUUCCAUUAUGUUAAUUUGGUGAUAUAUUUUCAAUUAGGGACGACUACCAGUGAAGUGGAUGGCCCUCGAAGCCCUCUUCGAUCGUGUCUAUACUACACAAAGUGACGUGUAAGUACUUUGAAUUGUCGCUUAGUAAACUGUAUGGUGAGGCAGAAAACUGUUGUUGAUGUUGUUUUUUAAUAAACCUGUUGUGACCUUUACCCCUUUUAUUCCUACACCAGGUUAUGCCUGGAUGCUUUUUCACUCUAACGUUUCAAGCUGGGUACGAAAUUGUAUAUGCUACCAUUCAAAUAUUAAACUCUGCCAAAACGUUUGCAAAGUACUACAAUUGAUUUCUUAGGAUUUCACAGAGAGAUAUUUGAAAUUUCUGCGAAAAAACAAAAGCGUAAAAAUUAAAAGUUUGAGAACAAAUUUCAAGCCGUUUUGUUAUUAAAAGUUACUCUUGGGUGAUAAUCUCGAGAGUAGAGUCUACGCGGGAUCAGUUCUCCCAACCUUAAUCCUGUCUUACCUCAGUAAAACUCAUAAAUAAAGACCUCGUUUUCGAAGUACAACCAACUCUCUCUAAGACUGACACCUCUGGGACCAGCACUAUGUGUCCGUUUAGAGAGAUGCCCGUCUUAUAGAAGAGUCAACUAAAAGGAGUAAACUAGGGACUAACUCUAGAUGUCCGUUUUAGUUGGGUGUCCGUCUUAUAGAGGUGUCCGUCAAGAGAGAGCUGACUGUAUAAAUAAGAACAAUCUCUGAUAUCCAAGUCAAAAGGUGUUUUUAAACAUGGUUCUUUUUUCUUUCAUCAGGUGGGCCUUUGGUAUACUUGUAUGGGAAAUAGUUACUUUUGGUACGUAUAUUCACGAGCUAAAGAAUAGCUCUAUCAUAUGUCGCAUAAAAUUAAAAAUGUCUUUCACUGCCGAAUCACCAGAAUACCCUCUUCCACUUUCUUUAAUGGUUAAUAGUCACACUUAAUUAACGUUUUUAUUGCGUUUUAUCUGUAAACUGUUACGUCUUUAACUGCCAAAUGCUCUUUUCUAGGAGGGUCACCAUAUCCUGGCGUUCCUUUGGAAAACCUGUUUGAACUUUUAAAAUCUGGAUACCGAAUGGAAAAGCCACUCAGUUGUCCAGAGAACAUGUGAGUAGCCAAUCGCGUUUCAAUUGUCAAUGCAUAAAAGUCUUCUUUUCUACGCUUUUGUGUCUAACGUUCACUUUGAACUUCGGAAUUGCAACGUAAUUGUCGUAUUUCCUUAACCAGUGCAAAUAAUAAGCCCUUCCCUCCCCACUUCUUCUUAGAAGAUGAUCUACAUAACAGAGGUAGCCGAAACUGACUAAUCUAAUCCGAAGCUGUCUUCCGAUAGCGAAGUGAACUGUAAAAAAAAAUAAAAAUAAAAUAAAAAAUAAAAAUAAGUAAAUAAAUAACGGGGCUCUGUUCUCGUAUUUUCUAAGUUUUUGGUUUUUACCUUAUUUUCUUAGGCAUGAAAUUAUGUUGAAAUGUUGGCAAGAGUCACCGACGAAAAGACCUACAUUUGAGGAACUGGUGAAAGAGUUCGAUGCCAUGCUUGUGUCACUAUCAGAUAGUGUAAGUAGUAAACUGCUCUUAAUACGUCAAUCGAUCAUUUACGGUUGUGGGUUGACCGAGCGUUUAUAUGAGAAAAAAAUUAACCCCUUUUCCCGAGCCAAAAGCGCUCGCAUGGUCUAAUUGUCUCGCCUUAACCGAGAUGACCCGGCUGGGCGAGCCAUUGUGCCGGUUUAUAUGGAGAACAGUUGGCCCGGCUUGGAGGGUGUACACCUCGUUUUACAUCUUAACCCACUCCCUAUCAUGUCUUUCAGUACCGUUUCAAAAACAACAAGAGCAUCAUUUAUUGGCAAAAAUAAAGUAGAUUUUCUUCAUGUUCUCACCGCCAAUGCGUUUACAAGAUAACCACUAACUAACUAACUAACUUUCCAGUCAGUUAAAAAAAAUAAAAAUACAGUGUUUUCCGUUAAAACACUGCGUAUGAACUGGUGCCCAUGAGAAGUAAUGGCGUCCUGAAGAACAAACAAACAAACAAAAAACUAACAUUAACUAACAACCGAACAAACUAGCAUCUACUUUCUCUUUUGUUCUUUUGUCCCAAACAUUACAGCAUUGUUGCAUAUUUCACCUGAAUCUGUACUCGUUUCAGGAAUAUAUUGAUCUGGAAGCAUCACUUAUGACUCCACUGGAACCACCAACUCCAACGUCAUCAGAACCGCCUUCUACUCCGCGAAACUCAGUAGGAACUGAACAUGAAAUGGAGAGUGAUGAUAGGGACAAUGACAGCGUGUUCGUUGAUAACACCAACGAUAUUUGGGAAGUCCGUAAUCUUUCGAGACACGCGAGGAAAUCAGAGGGUGGCCGGAACUCCAGAACGUCAUCACUUUUAAAUGGACAGCAAACGGACAGAAAAUGCGCUCGACAUGUAUCGAACCCUGAGAUAGCUGACAGUAAAAAACCAACGCGUUUAACUGCUUUUCGUUCACCAAUACAAAGCGAUGUGUGAAUUUAAAGUAUAGCGAGGUGAUGUCGAAUAUCGUCUGAGCAGCUACGGGGAAUAUGGAGUGACUGAGGGAAUACUUUUGGAGUUGUUUUAGUCAUGUAAUCCGUGACUUCUUUGGCUGCCUCAUUAAUGCCGAUUUGACUUCGUUCAUCAUGGUGUAUUGCAAUGAGGAUUGCGCCUGACAUCAAGUAUUUUAUAGUACCCGUGAACCAAAUAAACAAGAAGCCUUACAAUGCAACACCUAAAAUACCUUGGUGAGACCAACGAAAGACUGAGUAAUUCCCUCGGAAAAAAAUCUAAUGUUUGAGUCUAGGCCAUACAAUUUUAUUCUAGUUCUAAUUUUUGGCCUAAUUUUCAUUUUUCUUCUUCUGCGUCAGUGGUAUUAACAUCGGAGAAGGCUGUCACCUAUUGAGUUGACUUGAACUGGAAACCAACCCCCAAAGUACUAAAAAUAUAUUUGUAUAUAGAUAAAGAGAACUUUAAACAAAAAUAUUGGUUAUGGAAAGGAUAUAACUGAUUCAAUGAAGGUUGCUUAGGCAUUGGGCAAUUGCGUAUUAGGAAGCUAUUGUUUGGUGAUCACUCAAGCAAAUCAGUGCUUUGUUCCAUAUGCUCAAAUGCCCAAUUACCGAUGACCAAUUGUCAAAGCAACCUUUUUUGAUUUAGCUGUAUAUCCCAGAUAGGUUUAGGAGAAGAGUACAAAUAAAUUCGUAGUGACAAAGACACUGCUGGUGUUGUUUGGUUUGCUGCUUUUGAGUUAGUCUCCAAGAAACCACUUUCAACCGAAUGUAUUGAAAAAAAUCACUAUUAUGGGG